AUGAUGUUCAGACUACUGCUCCUUGUUUCAUUAGUACUUCUGGUGGGUUGCGCCACAUCUCGAACCAUUCAACGUGAGCCAACUGCGUAUGGGUCUAAUUCUGCUCGGAAUCGCUAUGUUCGACUUGUCAGAUACCCAAGCACCGAGAUGUUCCCAGCUCAACGCACGUUUCCAUCUGCCCAAAUGUUUCCAGCGUAUCCAGCGUACGGUUGA
Anisakis simplex (herring worm) is the source of this 213-nucleotide messenger RNA. The record is from the annotation of a GenBank genome assembly. Lineage: Eukaryota; Metazoa; Nematoda; Chromadorea; Rhabditida; Anisakidae.